GAUCUUCAGCGACAUCUUUGAGAAAUACACUAUGGGGUUGUUAGAACGGUGCAACAUGACAGAGCUUCAUGAAGCUGUAGCUCUGGGCGAUUACGAUUUAGUGAAUGAGCUUCUGAAAAAAGGGCUUUGUGAUGUGAAUUACAAAGAUACGGACUGGAAUGACAGGACACCACUACACUGGGCAGCUGCUAAAGGGCAAUCGGAGAUGGUAAAGCUACUUGUGCAGCAUGGCGCUCGCCUUUGCUUGAGAACUGACGUGGGUUGGACUCCAGCUCAUUUUGCUGCUGAAUCAGGAAGACUAGGUGUGCUAAGGACUCUUCAUUUUUUGCAUGCCACCAUCGAUGCAGCAGAUCUCUAUGGGGACACUCCGAGAAGGAUUGCAGAAAUCUACGGCCACAAAGACUGUGCGAAGUUCUUAGAAAUAGCUGAGGUGGAGUGCAGGGACUACUGUUUGGAGGCAGGAUUGAAAGGAAUUCAACUGGACCAGACAGAUGAAGACUGGGAACUCAAGAAAGAGCUUGAGAAAAAUACACCCUGUGCUCAAGCGAAAUAUACAUGCUCUACUCAAAAGAAAAACAGAGGAAAGAAUGUGAAACAAUAGCAUCUUCAGAUUCCUUUAAACUAGGGAGUGUUAUAGAGAGCUAGUCAAAGACACUAACAGACCCUAGAUACAUCUGGAGUAUGAAACAUAUACUAAGUGUUUGUCUACAUGGUGCUUUAGUCCACGUCAGAGGGGUAAAUUGUAGUCUGCACUAGCAUGCUGCUUGCUAACUGGCUUGUGUGCGUCCUGUUGGCAUGCACCGAAAGUUCUCUGGUGUGCAUUACCAUAGCCCUGUUUCAGAUAGGCCUAUGUUAACGUGAGAACUUUUAGUUUGCGCCACGAGGGUCCACGUAGGUCAGUUAGUGCAUGACACACUAGUGGGGACUAAAAUAGACACCCCUCUGGUGUGAAUUAAAGAAUUGUUUAGAGGAAACCUAAGAGAAAAAGCAUAUGGUCUGUGCGGUGGGUUGUACAUAUGGCAAUUAAUGGGAAGUGGCUAGAAGUUGUGGAUCUAUCUAUCGUGACAAAGUCAAUCCUGACAGACAGAGUGGUGGGGAGCAGAUAUAUCAGCCCUUGGAUGGUGAAGGUCCUGUUCCCUAUGAGCUGAAAAAAGGUUAUCUCAGGUUAAGGCCAGUUAAAGGCUGUCAGUGACCUUACGACCCCUUCUCGGGAGAGUGAGGAGGGGAGAGAUGAGAGACAGGCUGCAAUGGGGUAGUGGCACCACCAAAAAGGAAAGGCUUGGUGGAAGGCUGUCUCUCCUCCCAAUAGGGAAAGGAACUGAGUUAGCAGCUGCCUGGGGGAAGGACUGGCAAGGAGGAGCCAGCAUAGCAGGGUAACACCAGGGAGAGGGGACAGGGACAUGUAUUCCUGUUUCCGUUGUGAGUUUGGAGAUUUUUUUUUUGUUUUUGCUUAAGAGAACUUCUUGGGCCUACCCUGAGGCCUACCAUGUAAAUAAGGAAAAAUAAAACCAGAGUGAAGAGAAAAACCCUCCAGAGUCAGACUGAUUUACUCCAGGCCCUGCCACUGAGGCUGAUGAGGUGAAGGAAGUACCCUGCAAUACUAGAUCUAAUCUAAUGAUCUAUCUAAUCUAUUUAAUGAUCUAUCCUGUCUAUCUAGGCAAGAGGUUCCAAAAUCUGGAGAUUUCAUGCAAAUAUCUUAAUACUAUAAUUCAGUGAAUAUGCAUGAUCACAUUGACAUAAAUGACAGGAAUGUGCCUCUCCUCUCUACGCUCUGCCUGGGUGUGUGUGACGGGGAGUGGGGGGAGAACCAGAUAGAGACUCCAAAUGGUAGAAGCAGAAGCAGCCUUGGCAGAAGGGACAGCCGGCACCAUGCCAUCCCUAAGUGUGCCCCUAAACCCAGAACUGUGUAGGGAGGAUCCUGACCUUGAAGCAUGAGGACCCAGGUGGUACCUGAUUCUGAGUAGGAGGCUAAUUCUCCAUCCUGCCCUGGAGUUAGUCAUGAGCGGCUACCACUCUGGGUAAGUUUAUUUCAUCAAGCUGGGUUUGUGUUCAAUCUCAUGUGUGGCUCUGGUCAAAGAAGUAACGAUGUUAGGACACAGAUGGAAUGGAAGAGUGAUUAUUACAGAGAAUAGUCUAGUGGCUUCAGGUAAAUCAAUGGUGUGGCCUCAUCUGAAAUACUGUGUGCAGUACUGAUCUCCCCAUCUGAAAUAAGAUAUUGCAGAACUGAUGGGGGUUUAGACAUGAUCAACAGGGAUGAUGGAGGGAUUGGAAAAUCUCUAACAUGAAAGAGAUUGUAAAGAUUGGGAUUGUUUACUGUAGAAAAGAGAGGAAUAAGGUUGGGGGGACAUGUCAUAAA
Molecule: messenger RNA, 2356 nt
Organism: Gopherus flavomarginatus (Mexican gopher tortoise)
Lineage: Eukaryota; Metazoa; Chordata; Testudines; Testudinidae
Gene: ANKRD66
Product: ankyrin repeat domain 66
Exons: 4
Coding region: 32-601 (189 amino acids)
Molecular function (GO): protein binding
Source: RefSeq, a predicted model, not a curated record